Didymodactylos carnosus is the source of this 768-nucleotide messenger RNA. The record is from the annotation of a GenBank genome assembly. Lineage: Eukaryota; Metazoa; Rotifera; Eurotatoria; Philodinida; Philodinidae.
AUGCAUAACAAGGCAGCUAUCGCCGAAUUAAAUAAACAACUCACAGAAAAAUUUAAUCAACAAAAUACUGCGAAUGCAGCGAUGAAAGAAUUAAUUCGUAGUUUGUCAAAACCAAAAGAGGAAGACAAAAUACCAGUAAUAAAGCCACAAAAAAAAACAAAAAAAUUUUCACCACCCAAUAAACUGUGGAGUCCAUGGCGAGCAAGUAGUUUCACCGAAUAUUUGGAAACUGAAGGUAUAUUAACAAUUGAAAUCGAACAAGGCGAUGAAGCAAUACCAUUUGAAAUACUGUUGUCAGUUAAUAAAUCUCCAAAAGAAAAUACGUAUUCGAUUCUAUUAAGUGUUAGUGAAAGACAAGUAAAAAUCAGUAAAAUAUUAAAUAAUUUUAAAAUACUACUAAAUCAAUCAACAGUUGAUAAUAGUCUGUUACAUCUGAAUGAUGGUCAACACAAGUAUUGGCUGAGCAUGGAUUCGGACAGUCUAUUUGUUAAAUAUGGUCAAGGUGAAGCUAGAGAUAGUAUGACAAUGAUAAAAUGUGAUUUAAAUGAAGAAGAAUCAUAUUUACUAAAAGAUAUCCGAUAUGUACAUAUUAAAUUAGAUGACGAAAAUCCGGAUUUAGAUAAAUAUGAAGAUAAAAUUAGAAUAAAAUUAGGUAAAGAUCCAGUAUUAAAUGAUCCACCGCUCCUCAUAAAAUCACCAGUGUUAUCAUCAGGAAAAAUGUUGCAAUUUCGUUAUCGCCGAACAGGGGAAGUAGAAAAUAAUCAAAAG